Messenger RNA from Macadamia integrifolia, 2693 nucleotides. Its product is annotated as adagio protein 3-like. Gene Ontology annotation, biological process: response to blue light; circadian rhythm. The record is from RefSeq and is a predicted model, not a curated record. The transcript has 2 exons. Gene Ontology annotation, cellular component: cytosol; SCF ubiquitin ligase complex; nucleus. Bases 16 to 1914 code for a protein of 632 amino acids. Gene Ontology annotation, molecular function: protein binding. NCBI's taxonomy places the organism in Eukaryota, Viridiplantae, Streptophyta, Magnoliopsida, Proteales, Proteaceae.
CUUUCUAAUUUAUUGAUGCUAACCGCUAAGGAAAGGACAAACAGAGAAGCUAUGAGCAGAAGCAGAGCUAUGGGAAGAGAAGAGGAAGAAGAAGUGGGAGAUGAGGUUCAGAGCUCCGGGAAAAGGCUUAAAUGUGCUGCUCCGGAAGAUGACCACAGCGAUAUUCCUUUGAUGCCUGGAUCGUUUUUUCAUCCCAUGACACCUACGGCGUUCGUGGUCUCCGAUGCGCUUGAACCUGAUUUUCCAAUCAUUUAUGUCAACAGUGUUUUCGAAAUAUUCACUGGAUACCGUGCCGACGAAGUCAUCGGCCGGAACUGUCGGUUUUUACAGUACAGAGACCCACGAGCGCAAAGGCGGCAUCCUUUGGUGGAUCCUGUGAUUGUUUCUGAAAUCCGAAGAUGUCUCGAGGAAGGGGUUGAAUUCCAUGGUGAGCUCCUAAAUUUCAGGAAGGAUGGUACUCCUUUGGUGAACAGGCUACAACUCAGGCCAAUAUAUGGGGAUGAUGGCAUUGUAACUCAUGUCAUGGGUAUUCAAGCAUUCUCUGAAGCAAAAAUUGACCUGAACCGUGUAUCGUACCCAGUUUUCAAACAGACAUCCUAUCAGCAGUGUGAUCUGUCAGGUGAAAAUCUCCCCACAAACGGCCAAGCAGCAAAUUCCCAAACCUCUGAUGUGUGUGGGAUUCUUCAGCUAUCUGAUGAAGUCUUAGCACAUAACAUUCUAUCACGCUUGACACCAAGAGAUGUUGCAUCCAUUGGGUCUGUUUGCAGAAGGAUUCGUCAACUAACAAAGAAUGAGCAUGUGCGGAAGAUGGUCUGUCAAAAUGCAUGGGGAAGUGAAGUCAUGGGUACGCUGGAAUUAAUGACCAAGAGAUUGGGGUGGGGGCGUCUCGCCAGGGAGCUGACCACACUGGAGGCAGUUUGUUGGAAGAAGCUAACUGUUGGGGGUGCAGUUGAGCCUUCACGUUGCAAUUUUAGUGCAUGUGCGGUUGGUAAUCGGCUUGUUCUUUUUGGAGGAGAAGGGGUGAACAUGCAGCCAAUGGAUGACACAUUUAUUCUCAAUCUUGAUGCAGCAAAUCCAGAAUGGCGACGGAUGUCUGUGACAUCCUCUCCACCAGGCCGCUGGGGCCAUACUCUCUCAUGUGUGAAUGGUUCCUGGUUGGUGGUUUUUGGGGGAUGUGGGAGGCAGGGGUUACUCAAUGAUAUGUUUGUGCUAGACUUGGAUGCACAACAGCCAACAUGGACAGAAGUUUCUGGUGGAACUCCUCCCCUUCGCAGAUCCUGGCACAGCUCUUGCACCGUGGAAGGUUCAAAAUUGGUGGUCUCAGGUGGAUGCACAGAUGCUGGGGUACUUCUCAGUGAUACAUAUCUGUUGGAUCUAACAACAGACAAGCCCGUAUGGAAGGAGAUUCCUACAUUUUGGGCUCCCCCCUCUAGAUUGGGACACUCACUCUCUGUCUAUGGAAGGACUAAGAUUCUUAUGUUUGGUGGACUUGCCAAGAGUGGAAACAUACGUUUGAGAUCGGGCGAGGCUUACACAAUUGAUUUGGAGGAUGAUGAACCACAGUGGAGGCAACUGGUUUGUGGUGGUGUGGGCAGCCAGAAUGCAGUGGUUCCUCCACCCAGACUAGACCAUGUUGCUGUCAGCAUGCCUUGUGGAAGAAUUAUCAUAUUUGGUGGCUCAAUUGCUGGUCUCCACUCUCCUUCACAGCUCUUCCUUCUGGAUCCUUCUGAGGAGAAGCCAUCAUGGAGGAUUCUUAAUGUUCCUGGGCAACCACCCAAAUUUGCUUGGGGUCACAGCACCUGUGUGGUUGGAGGGACUAGAGUUCUGGUCUUGGGUGGGCAAACUGGCGAGGAGUGGAUACUGAAUGAACUGCAUGAGCUAUGCUUGGCAAGCAUACCAGAUUCAGAUACAUGAGUCACUGAAGGCUACAUCACAAGUUGCAUAUACCUCCUGUCAAAGUAUUUUCAUGACCAAGCAGAAGCUGAUUUUGGCGAAUCACAUAAGGUUCCACUUCCAAUGUCUCUUCACUUGCAAUUCUGCUUUCUAGAAUGCGUCUUUCUGGUAGUCUCAGUAUUUUUCCUGGGUUUGGAGCUGCUGGGCUGUAUGUAUGAUGACCCAGUUAUCUUUCUGGUAUUCUCAAUACUGUUCCUAGGUUUGGAGCUGCGCUGUAUGCAGGAUGACCAGUUUUCUUUCUUGUAGUCUCAAUAUUUUUCCUAGGUUUGGAGCUGUGCUGUAUGCAUCAUACAUGAUGACCCAGUUUUCUUUACUGCCCUUGUAUUUGACUGCUCUACAGCAUGAAUAUGGCCUUUGGAUGUGGAUAUAUUCCUUGUUGAUUCCUAAUGCUGAUCAGGUUGUCCUCGGUUGAUGUUUCUAAGUCAAUUUCUACUGAAGAUUGGAGAACCACAAAAUAUGAUAUUUACUUGGGCAUAAGAAGCAAGCUCCUGGUUAUCGAUCCAUAUUUAUCUUCGCAGUCUAAAAGGAUAUACUAUCUUGUCAUGCUUCUUUUACCUUCUUGUAAGUUGGCUGUUCUACACUAGUUUCCCGAGGAAGAAGAUCUGUUUGUCACUCAAAUGUGCUCUUUAACUUCUCUGAGUACUUACAUUGAGCUUUGUUGUCUGAUGAAAUGAAAACAAAAAUGAAGAUAAGGUGUCUCUGUAUCUCACCAGAGGUUUUGCCUGCACCAUGGUUUUCUA